Messenger RNA from Peniophora sp. CBMAI 1063, 600 nucleotides. The record is from the annotation of a GenBank genome assembly. NCBI's taxonomy places the organism in Eukaryota, Fungi, Basidiomycota, Agaricomycetes, Russulales, Peniophoraceae.
AUGGAGGCUGGGCGACGGCCAGAUCUGAAGAAGAAGCUCGUCGUCGUAGGAGAUGGUGGCUGCGGCAAGACGUGUCUGUUGAUUGUGUACGCCGAGAACCGCUUCCCCGAGGCAUACAUUCCAACUGUAUUCGAGAACUACGUGACACAAGUUCCCUUCGAGGGAAAGAGCGUUGAGCUUGCGCUCUGGGAUACGGCCGGACAGGAAGAAUACGACCGUUUAAGACCGCUCAGCUACCCUGAAAGCGAUGUCAUCUUGAUCGUAUUCUCCGUCGACUUCCCUGUAUCGUUAGGGAACGUUCAGGAUAAGUGGUUCCCCGAAGUUGCGCACUUCUGCGAAGGUGUGCCACUCAUUCUUGUCGGUACCAAGACGGAUUUACGGCGGGAUGAAACAACGCGAAGGAUGCUUGGCGCGCAAGGUCAACGACCAGUUUCGGCAGAGCAGGGACAGGAGGUUGCGCGCGAGAUAGGAGCGAAGUACGCCGAAUGCAGUGCGAAGACGGGGACCGGUGUUGCAGAUGUGUUCGCGCUCGCACUACGAGAGAGCAUGCGCAGUCAGUGGGGUAAGAGGUUGAAGAAGAAGGGCUGUGUCGUCACAUAG